Molecule: messenger RNA, 4490 nt
Organism: Choloepus didactylus (southern two-toed sloth)
Lineage: Eukaryota; Metazoa; Chordata; Mammalia; Pilosa; Megalonychidae
Gene: CPSF1
Product: cleavage and polyadenylation specific factor 1
Exons: 38
Coding region: 93-4424 (1443 amino acids)
Cellular component (GO): nucleus; mRNA cleavage and polyadenylation specificity factor complex
Molecular function (GO): protein binding; nucleic acid binding
Source: RefSeq, a predicted model, not a curated record
UUCGUGCUGGGCGCGCGGGCGCGGCCGGGCCGUGUUCGCCGGUGCACCGGGUCCCCCUUGCGCGGGCUCCAACCGCCAGCCCGGCCGGCGCCAUGUACGCCGUGUACAAGCAGGCGCACCCGCCCACCGGCCUGGAGUUCGCCAUGUACUGCAACUUCUUCAGCAACAGCGAGCGCAGCCUCGUGGCGGCCGGCUCCUCGCAGCUCUACGUGUACCGCCUCAACCGCGACGCCGAGGCUCUGACCAAGAACGACAGGAGCACAGAGGGGAAGGUGCUCCGGGAGCACCGGGAGAAGCUGGAGCUGGUGGCCUCCUUCUCCUUCUUCGGGAACGUCAUGUCCAUGGCCAGCGUGCAGCUGGCAGGUGCCAAGCGGGAUGCCCUGCUCCUGAGCUUCAAGGACGCCAAGCUGUCGGUGGUGGAGUACGAUCCCGGCACGCACGACCUGAAGACCCUGUCCCUGCACUACUUCGAGGAGCCCGAGCUGCGGGACGGGUUUGUGCAGAAUGUGCACACGCCGCGGGUGCGGGUGGACCCGGACGGGCGCUGCGCCGUCAUGCUCAUCUAUGGCACGCGGCUGGUGGUCCUGCCAUUCCGCAGAGAGAGCCUGGCUGAGGAGCACGAGGGGCUCAUGGGCGAGGGGCAGCGCUCCAGCUUCCUGCCCAGCUACAUCAUCGACGUGCGGGCCCUGGACGAGAAGCUGCUCAACAUCGUGGACCUGCAGUUCUUGCAUGGCUACUAUGAGCCCACCCUGCUCAUCCUGUUCGAGCCUAACCAGACCUGGCCCGGGCGGGUGGCCGUGCGGCAGGACACGUGCUCCAUUGUGGCCAUCUCCUUGAACAUCACUCAGAAGGUCCACCCGGUCAUCUGGUCCCUCACUAGCCUGCCCUUUGACUGCACACAGGCCCUGGCUGUGCCUAAGCCCAUAGGUGGGGUGGUGGUCUUUGCUGUCAACUCGCUGCUCUACCUGAACCAGAGCGUCCCCCCGUACGGUGUCGCCCUCAACAGCCUCACCUCGGGCACCACAGCCUUCCCGCUACGCACGCAGGAGGGCGUGAGGAUCACCCUGGACUGUGCCCAGGCUGCCUUCAUCUCUUACGACAAGAUGGUCAUUUCCCUCAAGGGUGGUGAGAUCUACGUGCUGACGCUCAUCACCGACGGCAUGCGCAGCGUCCGCUCCUUCCACUUUGACAAGGCGGCCGCCAGCGUCCUCACCACCAGUAUGGUCACCAUGGAGCCCGGGUACCUGUUCCUGGGCUCCCGCCUGGGCAACUCCCUCCUGCUCAAGUACACGGAGAAGCUCCAGGAGCCCCCGGCCAGUGCUGUGCGCGAGGCAGCCGACAAGGAAGAGCCACCCACAAAGAAGAAGCGCGUGGAUGGUGCCGUGGGCUGGUCAGGGGGCAAGACGGUGCCCCAGGACGAGGUGGACGAGAUUGAAGUGUACGGAAGUGAGGCCCAGUCGGGCACACAGCUGGCCACCUACUCCUUCGAGGUGUGCGACAGCAUCCUCAACAUCGGACCCUGCGCCAACGCGGCCAUGGGCGAGCCCGCCUUCCUCUCUGAAGAGUUCCAGAACAGCCCUGAGCCGGACCUGGAGAUCGUGGUCUGCUCCGGCUACGGGAAGAACGGGGCGCUGUCGGUGCUGCAAAAGAGCAUCCGGCCCCAGGUGGUGACGACCUUCGAGCUGCCGGGCUGCUACGACAUGUGGACGGCCAUCGCGCCCGUGCGGAGGGAGGAGGAGGAGACCCCCAAGGGGGAGGGGGCGGAACAGGCACCCAGUGCCCCCGAGGCCGAAGAGGACGGGAGGAGGCAUGGCUUCCUGAUCCUGAGCCGGGAGGACUCCACCAUGAUCCUGCAGACGGGCCAGGAGAUCAUGGAGCUGGACACCAGCGGCUUCGCCACACAGGGCCCCACGGUCUUUGCCGGCAACAUUGGUGACAAUCGCUACAUUGUGCAAGUGUCGCCGCUGGGCAUCCGCCUGCUGGAAGGAGUGAACCAGCUGCAUUUCAUCCCUGUGGACCUGGGCUCCCCAAUUGCUCACUGCGCCGUGGCCGACCCCUAUGUGGUUGUCAUGAGUGCCGAGGGCCAGGUCACCGCGUUCCUGCUCAAGAGUGAUUCGUAUGGAGGCCGCCACCACCGCCUGGCGCUGCACAAGCCCCCGCUGCACCACCAAUCCAGGGUCAUCACGCUUUGCCUGUACCGCGACGUCAGCGGCAUGUUCACCACCGAGAGCCGACUGGGUGGGGCCCGUGACGAGCUGGGGGGCCGCAGCGGCGUGGAGGCCGAGGGCCUGGCCUCUGAGACCAGCCCCACGGUGGAUGACGAGGAGGAGAUGCUCUACGGGGAUUCAGGCUCCCUGUUCAGCCCCAGCAAGGAAGAGGCCCGCCGGAGCAGCCAGCCCCCCGCUGACCGCGAGCCCCCCACCUUCCGGGCCGAGCCCACUCACUGGUGCCUGCUGGUGCGGGAGAGCGGAGCCAUGGAGAUCUACCAGCUCCCUGACUGGCGGCUGGUGUUCCUGGUGAAGAACUUCCCUGUGGGGCAGCGGGUGCUGGUGGACAGCUCCUUUGGGCAGCCCAGCACGCAGGGCGAGGCGCGCAAGGAGGAGGUCACGCGCCAGGGCGAGCUGCCCCUCGUCAAGGAGGUGCUGCUGGUGGCACUGGGCAGCCGCCAGAGCCGGCCCUACCUGCUGGUGCACGUGGACCAGGAGCUGCUGCUCUACGAGGCCUUCCCCCACGACGCCCAGCUCGGCCAGGGCAACCUCAAAGUCCGCUUCAAGAAGGUGCCCCACAACAUCAACUUCCGCGAGAAGAAGCCGAAGCCGUCCAAGAAGAAGGCCGAGGGCGGCACCGAAGAGGGGCUGGGGGCCCGGGGCCGCGUGGCCCGCUUCCGUUACUUCGAGGACAUUUACGGCUACUCAGGGGUCUUCAUCUGCGGCCCCUCGCCACACUGGCUUCUGGUGACCGGCCGGGGGGCCCUGCGGCUGCACCCCAUGGGCAUUGACGGCCCCGUCGACUCCUUUGCCCCUUUCCACAACGUCAACUGCCCCCACGGCUUCCUGUACUUCAACAGACAGGGGGAGCUGAGGAUCAGCGUCCUGCCCGCGUACCUGUCCUACGACGCCCCCUGGCCCGUCAGGAAGAUCCCGCUGCGCUGCACAGCGCACUACGUCGCCUACCACGUGGAGUCCAAGGUGUACGCUGUGGCCACCAGCACCAACGCGCCCUGCACCCGUAUCCCCCGCAUGACCGGCGAGGAGAAGGAGUUCGAGACCAUCGAGAGAGAUGACCGCUAUGUCCACCCCCAGCAGGAGGCCUUCUCCAUCCAACUCAUCUCGCCCGUCAGCUGGGAGGCCAUUCCCAACGCCCGGAUCGAGCUGGAGGAGUGGGAGCACGUCACCUGCAUGAAGACCGUGUCCCUGCGCAGCGAGGAGACCGUGUCUGGCCUCAAGGGCUACGUGGCCGCGGGGACCUGCCUCAUGCAGGGGGAGGAGGUCACAUGCCGCGGACGGAUCCUCAUCAUGGACGUGAUCGAGGUGGUGCCUGAGCCCGGCCAGCCCCUGACCAAGAACAAGUUCAAGGUCCUGUACGAGAAGGAGCAGAAGGGGCCGGUUACAGCCCUGUGCCACUGUAACGGCCACCUGGUGUCAGCCAUAGGCCAGAAGAUCUUCCUGUGGAGCCUGCGGGCCAGUGAGCUGACAGGCAUGGCCUUCAUCGACACGCAGCUCUACAUCCACCAGAUGAUCAGCGUCAAGAACUUCAUCCUGGCGGCCGACGUCAUGAAGAGCAUCUCGCUGCUGCGGUACCAGGAGGAGAGCAAGACCCUGAGCCUCGUGUCCCGGGACGCCAAGCCCCUCGAGGUGUACAGUGUGGACUUCAUGGUGGACAACGUGCAGCUGGGCUUCCUGGUGUCUGACCGAGACCGCAACCUCAUGGUGUACAUGUACCUGCCGGAAGCCAAGGAGAGCUUCGGGGGCAUGCGCCUGCUGCGCCGGGCAGACUUCCACGUGGGCGCCCACGUGAACACGUUCUGGAGGACGCCAUGUCGGGGGGCUGCUGAGGGGCCCAGCAAGAAGUCGGUCGUGUGGGAGAACAAGCACAUCACGUGGUUCGCCACGCUGGAUGGCGGCAUCGGGCUCCUGCUGCCCAUGCAAGAGAAGACGUACCGGCGGCUGCUGAUGCUGCAGAAUGCGCUGACCACCAUGCUGCCCCACCAUGCCGGCCUCAACCCCCGUGCCUUCCGGAUGCUGCACGUGGACCGGCGCAUCUUGCAGAAUGCCGUGCGCAAUGUUCUCGAUGGGGAGCUGCUCAACCGCUACCUGUACCUGAGCGCUAUGGAGCGCAGUGAGCUUGCCAAGAAGAUCGGCACCACGCCUGACAUCAUCCUGGAUGACCUGCUGGAGACAGACCGCGUCACUGCCCACUUCUAGCUCCUCUGGCUGCCUCCUACUCUCUUUUUGUACAAAACACAAAGAAAAAUUUUUGUUUGUGAAAAA